CGCUCUUGCGGAGCUAGUAUUGAACCGCAGUUGACCACCUUGUUAGACUACCUCUAGAGGAGGUAUACAGUAGCGUCCGAGGUGCUUCUACUUGUACAAGCCGCCUCAAGCGGAUUAAAGGAUAUUGCAGCCGCUGUUGAGACCUCGGUCCUCAUAUGAUGCCGUAAUUUGACGCAAGCUCAUGAAUCUUGUACGGGAUCCUCGUCCUAUAUCGUACAUCAUGACAUAACCACGUCCUGGUUUUACGAGGUAUUUGACACUACCAGUUUGCAUCAUGAAUCAACAUGACAGGUGAAAAGGCAAUUCCAAGCCACUAUGAGAUUACCGUCGACGCAAAUGAGGAAGAAAAUCGGUUUAUUGGUUCUUCUCCGUUGAUUGUUUCUUCAUUCCGGGGAAAGAUACGUACUCCCGAUCCGGGGUUUUGCCCGCCGCGCCGUUCCGUCCUCCGGCCUAGAGCUUCAACCUCCAACCAAAAAAACACAAAGCCUACCAAGACACGGCCAACAAUCCAGGAUUCACAAUGACGUCUACCGUAGACUCUCCACAGUCGAAUCGCUGGUUUGUCGUCCCGGGCCCCAUUCGAAAUUUAUUCAACCAUUUCCCCCUUCACGUAUACAGCCCCGAAGAACUCCCUGCAAGGUCCCCCGCCAUCGUGCGCCAACGACCGGCCCUAUAUGUUUUUGUGGCAGAUGAAGAUGCUUUGAUAGGGAAGCCGAGCUAUAAUCCUUCAUGUCUGAAGUGGCAGGUGUGUUUGAAGUCGAGGGACACGAGUCGAUAGAGGCAUUGUGCUAAUGCUAUCUCGACAGACUGUGUUGAGAAUCGCUGGUAUUGAUUUCGAUAUCGUACCUUCGAAUAACCACGCCUCGCCCUCAGGCGCAUUGCCUUUUCUCCUGCCACUGGCGCCGCAAGCUUCGAAACCCCUUACUGGCGAAAAGAUUCACAAAUACGUGCGCGAGCACGCUGUCCAUGAGCUGUCCAACAUCACAUCACCCCGCCUUGAAGCCUACCAAGCUCUCCUGACACAAAAUAUACGACCAGCUUGGCUAUAUGCUCUCUACCUCCUACCCGCCAAUGCCACUCUCCUCAAAAGUCUCUACCUUCCUUCCUCGAUGCUCCUUCGCGCGCCUCUUCAUCAGACACUCCAUGCCGCGGCCACUUCCGAAAUACUCAAGACAACACGACGCGCGACUAUCUCACCGUCACAACUUCUAACUGAAGCCACAACUGCCCUGCGAGCACUAUCAUCCCUGCUAGGAGAGGAUAAAUGGUUCUUUGGUGCUCAUGGGCCCGGCUUGUUUGAUGCAGACGUGUUUGCAUACACCUAUCUGAUAGAUGAUAACGCUCUUGCUUGGCAGGACAAGUCAUUGAGCCAAUGCUUGGGAGGACUAGAUAAUUUGAAGAGGCACAAGGAACGGCUAUACAAAAAGUGCUGGGGAGUGGGCACAUUGUGAAGCUAUCAGUGUGCCCAUUAUCUGGGAGGAUAGUUUCAUCCCAUCGUCGUAGAGAAGACGAGACACGUGCUGUAUAAAUAUGUACUAUAUGUAUCACGAAGGAAUUGGCAAGGGAAAAUAGAUACGGCUAAGUAGCCAGCUUAGAAUCCGGUGCCUGGAGGAAUAUGCGGAAACCCGAUCUAUCACUGAUUGUCGACAUUGGUCUUAUCUAUGUGCCGGGCAUUGUACAACCCGCCGUUCUUUGCCUGCAAGAGGGGAGUUGUUGACCUAUUAUCCAUGAAGCCAUCCUCAAGCUCUUCACCCGUCUAUAAGAGUUUAUCAGGAACACAGAACCUCCAUUCGAAAUGCGUUGUAUCGACAAAGUGCCACUCUCAUAUGAGCACAGUAUCUUACAGGCUCAUGUGGUAAGAAAACGCCGAUGACCACAAAACCCCAAGAAUGUAAGCCGAUAAUGAGGCAAAAGAAGGCAUGUCGGCGAGGCUGGAAUCAGUGUUGUGGGGGUUGUGGAAUUCCCUUCAAGACAUCAUUUACUGAAGCAAAUGCUCCCUCGCCACCGUCUUGGCGAAGGUCUUCAAGGAGCACGCUGGUCUGAGCAUAUACUUUCUCUAAUGCUGCUCGAGACGAUUUGCCGAGAGAUACUGCUUGUUCGUUAGCGUUGUCAACUACUGAUAUGUUCCUUUGUUCGACUUACGUAGAAUGGCCGAGUUUAGUUCCUCUGCAACAGUAACUCUACCGUUCCUAUCCAAGAGGUGGCUGACUUGAGGCACCUUGAGUGGGUUUUCAUAAGCCAACAAUGCCCAAAUCUCAGUAAGUGCCUUGCUAACUUCUACCCGUGGGUCAUUGACGUAUUGUUCCUGGAGUGUCCGUCCGUACUCCAGCAUAUUGCGCUCAAGCUCUGCAACCACUGUCUUAUUCUCACCACCAUCGGUAUCUCUUGAAGUAUUUUCGCUCCCAUUAAGAUCGAGAUCCAUGGUCUGAGGGGCGGGGUUGUUAACAUGCCCAUUACCCUUGGUCUCAUUGCGCAUGUUGAGCUGGGCCGCCUUUCGCACCAACUCGAUAAACUUGCGACAUUGCAAUCUAAAAUAAACCUGUUCGUUAUCCUUUAGAACGUGGGGAUAGUAUGCAUUCGUGUACUUGAGCGCCCUGUCAAUAUCCCCUUCGAGGAUUGCACGCCGAAUCCCUGUGUCGUGGUCAGAAGUAGGACAA
Molecule: messenger RNA, 2657 nt
Organism: Fusarium verticillioides 7600
Lineage: Eukaryota; Fungi; Ascomycota; Sordariomycetes; Hypocreales; Nectriaceae
Exons: 3
Coding region: 792-1451 (219 amino acids)
Biological process (GO): mitochondrion organization
Cellular component (GO): SAM complex
Source: RefSeq, a predicted model, not a curated record